AUGUCACCUGAAAUAGUCGAUAUAAUUGUUCGUCAGACGAAUCGGAAAGCAGGACAAAUGAUCAAGGCCUGGAACGAGCCUAGUCCAACAUGUAAACCAAAAGAGUGGAAGCCCACAGACGAAAUGGAAAUGUAUGCUUGGUUUGGAUUGCUGUUAUUUCCCGGUGUGUUCCACUGUAAUAAUAUGCAAGCAAAGGAUCUAUGGCAUUCUCGGCAUUUUGAUAUUUAUAACGCAACAAUAACGGUGAAUAAUUAUUUGGUAUGGCAGGCGGUGCGCACUUUGACGUCGUGCCUGUCAAAACCUUUUCGAGACGCUUAUAAAGGUGUGCGCAAAGCUUUAAUGGGCUCAGAUGGAGGAGAAGAAAUAUGGCGCUACUGUGUAGCAGAUACAAAUAACGUUAUUGGUUUUGCAGUAGGUGCAAUCUUCGUACGCCAAGCUUUUCAUGGUGAAUCGAAACCAGAAGCUGAGCAUAUGAUCAAUGAAAUUCGCGAAGCAUUUAAAGAAAAUUUAAAUAAUCUAACGUGGAUGGACAAGCGAACACGUGAACGUGCAAUUGAUAAAGCUAAUGCAAUAACAGAUAUGAUUGGUUUUCCUGAUUACAUUCUAAAUCCGCGAGAGUUAGAUAAAAAGUAUGCGGACUUAGAAAUUGUGCCUAAUGAAUAUUUUGAAAAUAAUAUUCAAGUUGCUAUGUAUAAUUUGAAGACCAAUUUAGAGAAAUUAGAUCAACCUGUAAACAAGACUCAUUGGGGUAUGACUCCUCAAAUGGUGAACGCGUACUAUACGCCUACAAAAAAUCAAAUCGUUUUUCCUGCUGGUAUACUACAAUCACCUUUUUACGAUACUAACAAUCCAAAAAGUCUUAACUUCGGCGCAAUGGGCGUUGUUAUGGGGCAUGAACUAACGCAUGCAUUCGAUGACCAAGGCCGAGAAUAUGACAAGUUUGGUAACAUACAUCGAUGGUGGGAUAAUAAGAGUAUUGAAAGGUUUAAUGAAAAAGCUGAAUGUAUUCAACGACAAUAUGGAAGUUAUAAAAUGAACGGGCGCACAUUAAAUGGGAAACAAACCUUAGGUAAGUAA
Anastrepha obliqua is the source of this 1077-nucleotide messenger RNA. RefSeq names its product neprilysin-3 (gene Nep3). Bases 1 to 1077 code for a protein of 358 amino acids. The record is from RefSeq and is a predicted model, not a curated record. NCBI's taxonomy places the organism in Eukaryota, Metazoa, Arthropoda, Insecta, Diptera, Tephritidae. Gene Ontology annotation, cellular component: plasma membrane. The transcript has 2 exons. Gene Ontology annotation, molecular function: metalloendopeptidase activity. Gene Ontology annotation, biological process: protein processing.